AUGGAUCAGAUUCAUGUCCAAAUCGAUGUCGAUGGUAUUUUUUUUCCAGAUGAGGUUACACCGAAUUAUGGAACUGAAGGAGGAGCAUCUGGAGAAGUAGUAUGUCCGAGAGGAGGAGCAAGAGGAAAAAGAGCCGGGAAUCUAAAGCCAUCACCGAGAGCUCUUUUACUACAAUCGUCAUCGCUGCUGUCAUCACCCUCCAUUGAAGCAUCCAUAUCUGGAUUCAGUUCCACGAUCGUUCAAGGCACCGCCAUCAAUACUAUCACCACCACCAUCCCCAAAUACAUAUCAGCAACUGUUGCAGCUCCUGCCAUUGUUUGA
Molecule: messenger RNA, 321 nt
Organism: Loa loa (African eye worm)
Lineage: Eukaryota; Metazoa; Nematoda; Chromadorea; Rhabditida; Onchocercidae
Exons: 2
Coding region: 1-321 (106 amino acids)
Source: RefSeq, a predicted model, not a curated record